Messenger RNA from Clonostachys byssicola, 471 nucleotides. The record is from the annotation of a GenBank genome assembly. Lineage: Eukaryota; Fungi; Ascomycota; Sordariomycetes; Hypocreales; Bionectriaceae.
AUGAAUCCUCACCAGAAGAACAAGGUCGAUGUCAAGAACCUCUCUCCCGAGGAGCAACGACUAUUCCGCCUCUAUGGCAAGCUCCCCUCCCGCUCCGAUCACUUCGCCAAGCAUCUUAAAGACCGCAAAUACUUCGAUUCCGGUGACUAUGCCAUGUCCAAGGCCGGAAAGGGUGACGGUGUAGACGCUGGUGCCGUCGGCUCCCAGCACCCCGUCCCCGAGAACAUCCCCCACCUCUCUUCCCCCGUCAACUCCAACACCUCCUCCACUAUCGCCAACGGAGCCAGCGCCAACGGCGGCUCUAUCCCCAAGCACGCCCACCAUGGCUCUAUCCCCGGUAUCCAGGCUGGCAGCCCUAUUAAGGAGAGCAGCUUCCUCAAUCACCAGACCAACGCCGACGAGACCGACGAAACCAACCAAAAUGAGGAGAAGCCAAAACCAGCUGAGAGCGGCAUUCCUAUCCGGGGAUAG